This is a messenger RNA of Serendipita indica DSM 11827, 1353 nucleotides long. The record is from the annotation of a GenBank genome assembly. Lineage: Eukaryota; Fungi; Basidiomycota; Agaricomycetes; Sebacinales; Serendipitaceae.
AUGGCUGAACCGCGAGCGCCGCAUCCAGAGGCCAUAUUGUUGUUUCCAAUAGAUCUUGCAUCUAAUUCUCAGCUUACCAUUGAUCUUGUUUCAGCGUCGCUCUACCGUUUGGCGGCGCUAUCGACAACCGUUCCCUACAAAUGGGGCUUCAUCGACCGCCCGAAAGACAACGACGUUUUUUGCAUCCAUCAUCGUGGUGGACCGCUUACGGAUGGACUCAUGUAUCUCGAGCAGGAGCAUCGACAUAUCAUUCCCCGGCAUGGACAUGGACCAGAUAUAGAAUGUCUAGAGACUAAGCAAGGCUUCAUUCCGAACCAUGACAACCAAGCUUUCAGGAUUCGAAGACGUUUUCACUUUGUCAAGCCGCACGGGAACCCAUCACUGUUCUUGGUUGCAUACCAAAGAAGUCAAACUCCUGUUCCUGUUGCUGCCCAUCUUCAUCAGCAUAUUCGACACUACCCACUGCCUCCCCCACCGCCUGUUCAUAUCUUUUUAGCUGGACCGCGUGCAGGAGAGGCGAUUCAUGACGAGGAAGCGCGUACUAUUAUCGCCAACGUCCAGUCUCGCGCACCCGAGUCGUAUUACAACCAGCAAAGAACCCAAGCAUUCUCGCACCCUGGUGGUCCUGCAGCAUAUGGUGGCGUCGCUCAGGACAUUUCUGCUCAUACAGCGGCCCUGAAGGAGCUCGAAAGGAAGAAGCGGAUGGCCGCGGCAGCUAGUCGACGUGAUGAAGAUGAUUCAGCAGACGAAGACACUGCUGUCUCGGUUCGAACAUUGGCUUUGAGCCGUUACAAAAGGAACCAUGAAUUCAUGGAAGAAGUCUUCCAACGAGCUGCAUUCGGCGCUCGAAAGGUGGAAGCGACAUCAGAUUCGAACCCAGGAAUGACCCUUGAAGAGAUUUUAGCAAAAUUGGAGAGCACGCAAGCUUCGGUGGACGAGAUGGAGAAAAGGCUCAGCGAGCAAGAGCUUGGCGAUGUUCGCGUGCGCGAGUUGUAUGAUGAAGCACGAGAUCUCUCCGACGAGGAGCUUGAGCUCGAAGAAAGAUAUGGUGACCUUAAGAAUCGAGGUUUCAACUAUCUCAUUCCUCUGGGCAAGACUCUGACGCUACGAGAGGAGCAAAUAGAUUUGCAAGCUGCGAGCGACAGUGCGUCCGAGGCGCCAGAGCAGCCAGAAGAGGCGUCGGUAGAAAAUGAUGCUGCUCCAGCAGAGGGAGGUGAAGGCGAAGAGCAGGAUCUUGACGCCGAAUUAGAAGACCUGGAUGAAGGUGAUGGCGACGAGGAGGAAGAGGAUGAUUCACAGGAAGAAGAUAAUUCUCAAGAAGACGAAGAAGAGGAAGACGCUAUGAGCGAGUAA